CUUUGUAGCAGGGAAAUCUUGUAAUUUUUUAGCUACAAAAAUCGACCUUAAAAUUCACUUAUCUUGUGAUUACAUUAUGUCAAUAUAGAGGCAACCUUUAUUGAUCCUUUCAAAUGAAAAAAAAAAAGGAAGAAGAAUCCUUGUAUUAAUCAUGUGUUAUGAUUGCCUCCAAACUCCGACUAUAAAAGACCCAUCAGCAAUCUUCUCCUUUCCUUUCUAUUGCCCAAUAGGCAACUUUAACCAGUGAAGUAGAGAUAAAAGAAAGAAAAAUAUCUCAACAGAAAAUGGCAGCUGGAACAGAAAGUAUUGUUAAGUAUGGGAUUAUUGGAGUUGGAAUGAUGGGAAGAGAACAUCUAAUCAACUUGUAUCAUCUCAGAAGCCAAGGGGUUGCUGUUGUAUGCAUUGCUGACCCACAUGUCCCUUCUCAACAACUUGCUCUAAGUGUAGCAGAAUCUUUUAAUUGGCCACUCCAGGUUUUUUCAGGGCAUAAGCAGAUGCUGGAUAGCGGCCUCUGCGAUGUAGUGGUGGUUUCUACUCCAAAUAUGACUCACUUUGAGAUUUUGAUGGAUAUUCUUAAUUAUCCGAAACCCCAUCAUGUGUUAGUGGAGAAGCCUUUGUGCACAACUGUUGCAGAUUGCAGAAGGGUUGUGGAAGCUGCCAAGAGAAGACCAGAUAUGCUGGUACACGUUGGGCUUGAGUACAGGUACAUGGCACCUGUUGCUAAACUGAUAGAUAUAGUCAAAUGUGGAACGCUAGGGCAAGUCAAGAUGGUGGCUAUCAGAGAGCAUCGAUUUCCCUUUCUUGUUAAGGUGAAUAACUGGAACCGGUUCAACUGUAAUUCUGGUGGUACUUUGGUAGAGAAAUGCUGCCACUUUUUUGAUCUGAUGAGGCUAUUUGCUGGUGCUAAUCCUGUUCGUGUAAUGGCAUCUGGAGCCAUUGAUGUUAAUCACAAAGAUGAAAUCUAUGAUGGAAAGGUUCCUGACAUCAUUGACAAUGCUUAUGUAAUCAUUGAGUUCGACAAUGGUUCUCGUGGCAUGCUUGACCUUUGUAUGUUUGCUGAAGGGAGCAAGAAUGAACAAGAGAUAUCUGUUGUUGGUGACGGUGGGAAGGGUGAGGCCUUUGUUCCUGAAAGCAUUGUACGCUGGGGCACUCGAGUUGGGGGAAGGGAAGGUGUACAAACCUUGCAAGCCUCAGAUGAUCGAAUACAAUAUGAUGGACUGCAUCAUGGUUCCAGCUAUUUGGAACAUCUGAACUUUUUGUCUGCGGUCAGAGCUAAAGGGGCACAAGCUCCUGCUGUGAAUCUGCAUGAUGGAUUGAUUUCGGUAGCUAUUGGAGUUGCAGGACAACUAUCGAUUGAGAAAGGUCGAUUUGUUACGAUCGAGGAAGUCAUAAAUGAAUAAACUCGAGUCUUCAACUUGUGUCCUCCAAUACCAGCUAAUGUGUCUUGUUAUUCUCAUUUUACACUACCUAAAGUUGCAAGUAAAAUACAAUCAAUCGAC
Messenger RNA from Coffea eugenioides, 1499 nucleotides. RefSeq names its product inositol 2-dehydrogenase 2. The record is from RefSeq and is a predicted model, not a curated record. Gene Ontology annotation, molecular function: nucleotide binding. Lineage: Eukaryota; Viridiplantae; Streptophyta; Magnoliopsida; Gentianales; Rubiaceae. Bases 285 to 1400 code for a protein of 371 amino acids. The transcript has 7 exons.